This is a messenger RNA of Pantherophis guttatus, 881 nucleotides long. RefSeq lists its product as uncharacterized. Lineage: Eukaryota; Metazoa; Chordata; Lepidosauria; Squamata; Colubridae. The record is from RefSeq and is a predicted model, not a curated record.
GAGUUUUAGAGUAUAUAUAGCCGUGCAAAACCUGAGGUUUGCAUUCGACUCUUGAGUUUCCUUCCUCCUUCAUAGCGAGUGUGGUCCUCUCUCGAGCAGUUUAUCCAACCCACCAAGAUGUCUUACCAACAGCAACAGUGUAAGCAGCCCUGCCAGCCUCCUCCUCAGUGCCAGAAGACUUGCCCCACACCGGUCUGCCCCCCUCAAGUGUGUCCACCGAAACCUUGCCCCCCUCAAGAUUGUCUUCCUGACCCCUGCCCUCCCAGACCCUGCUCUCCUCAAAGAUGUGUCCCCAAACCUUGUCCCCCUCAAGAUUGUCUUCCUGACCCCUGUCCCCCCAGACCCUGCUCUCCUCAAAGUUGUCUUCCCAAACCCUGCCCCCCUGAAGACCAGCAAAGCUGCCGUCCCUCCCAACGUCCGAAACGUUGUUGAGAUGCCUUCAACCGGAGGAUGGGUGAAAGAAGGAAGACGCAGUUGGGGCUUUUGUGGAUCUUUUAACGCUUGGAUGAACUUCUUUCUAACUGACUUGGUGACUCCAUGACUCUGUCUGCUCCUCAUGGCAUCUGAUCCUGCCCGCCUGUGGUCAAAACACCACAAAUGUUUUGGGUCGCUGCUUGGGACUGACGGCCAACCUGGUUGGUGACGAAAGCUUGCAUGUCCUCUCCUGACAUCGCUGAGAACUCGAGAUGGUAAAUCUGGACGGGCAGCUGGAAGUUCUGGAGAACUUCUGACUGAGAGGGUUUCCCAACAUACAUUCCAGGAGGCGUUUCGGAGUGUUGCACCCGGUGUUUUGCUAAAUAGUAUUCCUUUGUGUUCUCGAUCUAUCUGUUCCCUUUCGGUGGCUGAGAGCUAUAAUUAAAGCAUGCAUGACGUAGAUCAAA